This is a messenger RNA of Eucalyptus grandis, 372 nucleotides long. RefSeq names its product phosphoenolpyruvate carboxylase kinase 2-like. Gene Ontology annotation, cellular component: cytoplasm; nucleus. Gene Ontology annotation, molecular function: calcium/calmodulin-dependent protein kinase activity; ATP binding; calmodulin binding. The coding region runs from base 1 to 372 and encodes 123 amino acids. Lineage: Eukaryota; Viridiplantae; Streptophyta; Magnoliopsida; Myrtales; Myrtaceae. The record is from RefSeq and is a predicted model, not a curated record. The transcript has a single exon. Gene Ontology annotation, biological process: peptidyl-serine phosphorylation; protein autophosphorylation; intracellular signal transduction.
AUGGGCCGCCGCCGCUUCGGCACCAUAUUCCGCUGCUUCUCCUUCGCCGCCUACAAGGUCAUUGACAAGCGCCGUCCCUCCAACGCCACUUACCGCCAAUGCCUCGUCAACGAACCCAAGCUCAUGACCCUCCUUUCCCCUCACCAUCACAUCCUCAGGAUCCUCGACGGCCACGAGACCGACGACCGCCUCUCCCUCAUGCUGGAGCUCUGCGAACCAGACACUCGCUACGACCGCAUAUUGUCCCGUGAGGCCCUCCCCGAGCCUGAGGCCGCCGCGUGCAUGGGGCAACUCCUCCGCGCCCUCAUGCAUUGCCUCCCCCUGAGUGUCGUUCACCAGGACGUGAAGCCCGAAACGUGCUCUUGGAUUUGA